This is a messenger RNA of Tilletiopsis washingtonensis, 3282 nucleotides long. RefSeq lists its product as hypothetical. The annotation marks the transcript as partial. Lineage: Eukaryota; Fungi; Basidiomycota; Exobasidiomycetes; Entylomatales. The transcript has 4 exons. The record is from RefSeq and is a predicted model, not a curated record. Gene Ontology annotation, molecular function: GTPase binding.
GCGCUGCUGCACGAUGCGCUGCUCGACCUCUGUCCCACGCUGCCCGCCGUGCAGGCACUGGCCGGCCUCGACGACGCUGCCUUUCCCGGCGGCGCCGCCGAGCGCACGGCUCGCCUGACGCGGGCGCUGCUGCGUGCCGCCUCGUCCGGCGACACGGACCUGCUCAGCUGGAUGCUGCAGAUGCGCAGCCAGGGCCUCGACGCGCGCGCCUACGCCGAGGCGCAGCAGCGCGAGGCGAGCGCCAUGCGCGACGUCGACCUGCGCUCGGCGCGCGACGACGACGGCACGGGCCCGCUGGUGCUGGCCAGCAGCGCGGGCCAUGUCGACGUGGUGCACAUGCUGGUGCGCGCCGGCGCCGAUGUGGACGAGCGGGAUCCAUGCGGCUGGACUCCCCUCAUGUGGGCAACGAACAGCUCGAACGCUCCGCUUGUCGCCUUUCUUCUCUCGCAGGGCGCCGACGUCGAGGCGCGCAGCUCCAAGGGCACGUCCUGCGAGGACUUCAUCCUCUCUGCUGCGCCCGACAACGGCACGUUCCCCGGCCCGGCGCUCGGCAUUCCCGGGCCGAGCAGUCGGAUCCGAUCGCCCGCCGGCCGCAGCGCCUCUGCGAUGCAGCGUGACGACCGCCAGGUCGUGGCGGAUCUCGUGCACGAGCAGCUGCUGCGCCAGCGGCGAGCGAGGCAGCGCCGCUCGGGCAAUCACCUGCGCACGCUGAGCUCUGCCUCGAGCGCCGGCUCGUACGGGCCCAGCACCUCGCCGACGAAGCCCUCCAGCCUGCUCUCGCCGCACCGCGACUCGUCGCCUGAGCGCAAGGGCUCCUUCUCGCCGUCGGCUUUUGGCGGGCGCCGUCUCGUCGGGCGGAAUGAGCGCAAUCAGUUGCACGAGGCCGAGCUGCGCGCCCGCGAGCUGGCAGAGGGCCGCCGGCGCGCUCUGCUGGAUGUGGCGGUCAUGCUCGAGGUGGAGUACAGCGCCCUGGUUGGCGAGGCGCCAGCUCAAGCGCACGAUGAGAGCGCAGCACACAGACGCCGGAAGAAGGGCCGGCUCGGCGAGCUGGCGCCGCCUCCGCCCAAGGUGGCACACUCGGGCUUGGCCUCGGGAUGUGGCGCCGCCGAAGUUGGCGCCGAUCCGCUCAGUGCCGAGUUCAUCUGGGAGCGCGUCACCGACGACCAGAUGCUCGUGCUUGGCCUGCACGACGUCGCGCCUGUGCUGGACGACAUCAUCUCGCGCAGCAAGCCCGUGCGUGCGCCGUGGACGUCGCGCGCGGCGCCUGCCAACGUGGUCUUUCUCUGCGCGCGCUUCGCCUGCCGCUUCGAGGACGAAGAGCUGCUCGAGGAGCUCAUGCUCGGCGCCGUCGACCGCAUCGAGGCAUGUAUCUACGCGCAGCCGUACAACAUGACGGUGCUGGCCUUCUGGCUCUUCAACUGCACGCUGCUGCUGCACUAUACGCUGCGCGACGCCGGGCUUGCGGCCUCCGAAGCGAUGCUCGAGUUCCGCCCGCUGCUCGUGGACCUGAUCAACGAGGUGUACGUCUUUGUCAUUCGCGACGCCGAGCGCCGGAUAGACAAGAUCAUGGAUGCCGCCAUUCUCGACCAUGACGCCAUCCCCGGCUUCGAGGAGGUGCGCUUCGAGGGCGAGUGGAGCUUCAUGAAGAACCUGACCGGCAGCGUCAAGAGCCUCUCUGGCGCCUCGCCCGGCACGCCGGCGAGCAGCAAGCGGCCGCUGAGCCAGAUCUUCGCCCGCGGCGGUCCAGACCCCAACGCGCCGAUCCAGCAGCUUGGGCAUGCUAGAUCGCCCAGCGGAAGCGCCAGCGGCGGCGCCGCUUCCCAGCUGCGCGCUGCGGCCGAGAUCCACGCUGGGCGGCGCAUGCCGUCGCCGCUCCCGAUUCCACCCACGAUGCGGGAGGCGUCAUAUGAUGCGUCGGUCUCGGACCUGCUGGCGCGGCCCUCGCCACGCACCGUCACGUCGCUGCUCACAUCGACACUGCACGUGCUGCAGCUCUACGAGAUCAAUCCUGCCAUCAUCGUGCAGGCGCUCUCGCAGAUCUUCUUUUGGGUCGGCUGCGAGCUCUUCAACCGCGUGCUGACGCGCAAGCGCUACCUCUGCCGCUCGCGCGCCAUGCAGAUCCGCCUGAACAUUUCGGCGCUCGAGGACUGGGCGCGCUCCAAUGCGCUUCCGCUCUCAGUCGUCAACGCACACCUCUCGCCGCUGAGCCAGCUCGUCAGCUGGCUGCAGUGCCAGUCGACGCUGCGCGAGUUCGUCGACCUCAUCGCGACGAUGCAAGGGCUCCGCGCACUGAAUCCGCUGCAGCUGCGGCGCGCUGUGCGCGACUACCGCUUCGAGGUGGGCGAACCGCACAUGAGCGCAGAGUGCACGCAGUACCUCGAGCAGCUGCAGAAGGACUGGGAGCGCGCGCGCGAGGAUGCCGAGAUGCAAGAAGCGGAUCGGCAGCGCGAGGAAGAGCUGGCGGAGCUGCGUGGCAGGCAUGAGCAGCGCGGCGGGAGAGGUAGCGGCAUCCAUCAUCGCAGCGGCACGGCGACGCAGCACGGCAACACGCCCGACAGCCGCUCGCCCAGCCCGCCAAGCCGACAGGGAUCGGCACAGGAUCUGUCUGCCUUGGCGCCCGCCGCACUUGUCGACUCUCCGGGGCGGCGUUUGUCGUCGACCGAGGCGCUGGCGCUGAAGGCACACGACGACGUCGACUCGCUCUUCCAGCCGGGCCGCGGCAUCGGCGACUAUGUGCCGCCAUGGAGCGGCGCAACUGCGCCGGCUGCACGGAGCGACGCUGCGCAGAAGCCCCUGGUGGAAGGCGCGAAGCCGGGCGAGCUGCUGAACAGCCGCGACAUGCUGCCCUUUGCCCUGCCAUCUCGCGCAGAAGCGCUCAUUGUCAGUCCUGGCGAUGCGUUCGGCUUCGGGAGGGGCCACUUCCAGGGCACAGGCACGCCGAGCCUGAAGAGCGUGCGUGGCGACAGCCUGGCGCCUGGCUUUGACGGCGCUGCAUCGCCUGCUGCUGGCCUCGACAGCCGGCCUGCCAGUCCGUCGCUCUCGCUGGUGAACGGCGACGAUGGCCGCUCGACGACGGGCUCCGACGAGAUGGAGCGCGGCAGCGUGGCGAGCGGCGCGUCCUCUGCGCGCAGUGGCCUCAGUGCGGCCAGUCGCUCGAGCCUCUUUGCCCAGGGCAAGGGCAUCGGAGCGGGCGCCUACUGGCAGCCCGUGCCGCUGCUGCCCGAGGGCCUGCUCGACCGCAUCGACCGCGUGGCGCGCCUCUCGGCCGCUGCACGCCCGCCA